CUCAGUUCUCGCGCGAGCUACAAAAGGGAUGAGAUUUCCCUCAGUUGACUACCAAGAUGGCGGCUCCUAAGCGAACCGGUGUCGUUUCUCAGGAAAAGCCGGCUUCCUCGAGGGCUCUUUUGGACCCACAGACCUCUGCUUUUCCCGGAUCCCUGCCGCCCGCCUCCAGCAUCCUUUACAGCGCGGCACAGGAGCUGCGGAAGGCGGUUCAACUGCAGGACAAAUCUGGGAAGGCGGCUAAGGCCUUCACUAGGCUCCUUCCGCCAAAGCAGGUGGAAACUGUCUGUGUCCAAGUACAGCCUGAGAAGAAAAAAGAUGACAAGUCAGUCCCAGGUGCUGCAUUGGCUCAUCCCAAAAGUUUAACAACAGCUCAGCCAGUUGAGAAGAAUUCCAAGAUUUUAGGACUUGGUGUAAAUCCUCAAAUUAUUCAGCUACACCCUACUAUGGGAAUUGACUCACAACAAAUUUUCUUACACAAUUCUUCCAAACCUACAGUUCAGUUACUUUUGCAUAGCCCUUUACACCUCCUUGGACAAAUUUCUGUAAGUAAGUUAACUACACAUGGGCAGAAAAACAAACCAGCUGAAAAAGCUCCCACGGAUUCUCCAAACUCACUUAUAAACCAUAAGAAGAAGCAAAAAGAACACAAAAUUAAAAAGUCCUUGAAGGUGAAGACCCGUUCAGGGAGAGUUUCAUGCCCUCCCAAAUAUAAAGCUAAGGAUUAUAAAUUCAUUAAAACAGAAGAUUUGGCUGACUGUCAUCAGUCUGAUUCUGAUGACUAUUCUGAGCUGAGUCUAGAAGAUGAUGAAGGUGACAAGGGGACAGAAACUUGUACAUUAUUUGAUUCCUUGAAGUAUGACCUCAGGCCAAAAUUGUUUAAAUGUCAAAGUUGUGAGAAAUCCUACAUAGGACAAGGAGGAUUGGCACGGCACUAUAAACUUAAUCCAAACCAUGCACAACAAGAGUCACUUCAAUUUUCCCUUAUAAAUAGACCUCAAAGGAAGAUGUUGCUAGAAAACACUGGAAAAAGAAGCAGUGAACCACCAUCAAGUAAUGCUACGUUUGUAAACAAAAGUGGAAUAGACACAGAAUUGGAAAAAGAUUUUCUCAAAGAGAGCGAGAGACAGGUAAUAAAUAUAUUCUCUGUAAUGUCAGGGUCCUGGGUAGAGCAAAAGUACCAGAAAAAAGCACUCUUUCCAGAUGUAUACCGGGAAUUUGAAGAGCUUCAUUCUAUGGUAAAGAGAAUGUGCCAAGACUAUUUUGGUAAUCCUGAAUUAAACAAGCCAGUGGAAGUAAAAAAUGAGAAGGUGGCUGAAUCACUAGGAAUUACAGACAGCUUUCUUCUAUUGAAGAAGACUCAAGCAGACAAUUCUCCUGAAUAUAUUGAGAUGACUAGUGAUUGUGUGUUUACCAAAACUGUGGAACAGAAAUGUGCAACUGAGUCUUCAGAUGAAAUAUUACCAUUAGCAAAAAAGUGCAGAGUGGAAUAUCUACCGGAGAACAUAAAUAUUGAUUAUUCAAACCAUAGUGGAAUAAAAGAAGGCAGUGCCAUAGAAGGAAACUGUGCAGCAACUGUUCAGUCUGGGAAUGUAUUAUGGGAAGAGGAACAUGAAUUACUUGAAGAAACUGUAAACAAUCAAGAUGGCUUGCAUGUAUAUAAUCAAAGCACAGAAGUGAGGCUUGAGAGCAUGAAACCUUCAGGAAAAUCAGAACUGGAUUGUUCAGGCUGCUUAUCUUCAUGGGGUGAAACACUGCCAACUAACAGUGCAGUAAGUUCAGAAGAAAAGUUCAUGCAAACAAGUUUGAGCAAAGGAAAUGAAGUGACUCUGAGUUCUGGAAAUAUUUAGCAUCUGAUAAAUAGUUGGAAUCCUACUUGGUCAGAGCAUGAAGAAAAUUAUCAGAUUGAAAAGGCUUCUGGUGAAAGGAACCAAGGUCAUCUCCUGACAAAUUCUGAACAUCCUAAAUGGUCUGAUUCUGUAAACAGCCUUAAACACUAUGUAAGCAGAUCAGUUGAAUCUCAGGUAGAGAGAAUUUUUUAUUUAAGCUUUUAAAAACACCUUGGCAAGCCUGUGAAGUUACUGAAUAAACCUGUGGGACAGAAUACUGGAGGCUGAAUAUUGAAGAACUCAGUAACAGGAAAUGAUAACAUUAAAUGACUGAUGGGGGUGGGAGUUGUACCUUGAUGCUGUUUAUGGUUUCAGAUGUCUGAAACAAGCGAAUGCUGCUAGGACUAAGAUUCAAGCAAUUGCUUUGGAAAAUGUGAAAAUGUUUAUUAUCAUGCUUGCAAGGUCAUGAUAAAAGCAAGGAUCCUGGUAGGAAUUAAAAUAUAAAAUCAUUUGUAAAUACAUUCUGCAAUCUACUUAAAAUGUAUAUUUUUUCUUAUUAAAUAUUGUUUGCAGUCCU
Messenger RNA from Anolis sagrei ordinatus, 2403 nucleotides. Lineage: Eukaryota; Metazoa; Chordata; Lepidosauria; Squamata; Anolidae. The record is from RefSeq and is a predicted model, not a curated record.